Acinonyx jubatus (cheetah) is the source of this 955-nucleotide messenger RNA. Its product is annotated as olfactory receptor 9Q2-like. The record is from RefSeq and is a predicted model, not a curated record. Gene Ontology annotation, biological process: sensory perception of smell; G protein-coupled receptor signaling pathway. NCBI's taxonomy places the organism in Eukaryota, Metazoa, Chordata, Mammalia, Carnivora, Felidae. The transcript has a single exon. Gene Ontology annotation, molecular function: olfactory receptor activity; G protein-coupled receptor activity; odorant binding. Gene Ontology annotation, cellular component: membrane. Bases 11 to 955 code for a protein of 314 amino acids.
CGCCGGAUGGAUGGCUGGGAGGAAUGACACUGUAGUGACCGAGUUCUUCCUCACUGCAUUCCCAGAGCAUCCUGAGUGGGGGCUCCCUCUCUUCCUGGUGUUUUUGAGUUUCUAUCUCCUCACUCUGCUGGGGAACACGGGAAUGGUCAUCCUGAUCCGUGUGGAUGGCCGGCUUCACACCCCGAUGUACUUCUUCCUUGGCCACCUUUCCUUCGUGGACAUCUGCUACUCGUCCGUCACGGUCCCCCAGAUGCUGGCCGUGCUGCUGGAGCACGGGGCGGCUCUGUCCUACACACGCUGUGCCGCUCAGUUCUUCCUCUUCACCUUCUUUGCUUCCAUCGACUGCUACCUCCUGGCAAUCAUGGCCUAUGACCGCUAUGUGGCCGUGUGCCGGCCCCUGCUUUAUGUCACCGUCAUGACCGAGAAGGCCCGCUGGGGCUUACUGGCUGCAGCUUAUGCGGCUGGUUUCUCCAGUGCCUUUGUUCGGACGGUCACAGCCUUCACCCUCUCCUUCUGUGGAACCAAUGAGAUCGACUUUAUUUUCUGUGAUCUCCCUCCCCUGUUAAAGCUGACCUGUGGGGACAGCUACACCCAGGAGGUGGUCAUUAUUGUGUUUGCCAUUUUUGUCAUGCCUCUUUGUGUAUUGGUGAUCUUGGUGUCCUAUGUGUUUAUCAUCGUGGCCAUCAUGAGGAUCCGCUCCGCGGGGGGCCGGGCCAAGACCUUCUCCACGUGUGCCUCCCACCUCACGGCCGUGUCACUCUUCUUCGGCACUCUCAUCUUCAUGUACCUCCGAGGCAACUCGGGCCAGUCCUCGGAGGAGGACCGAGCGGUGUCAGUGCUCUACACAGUGAUGACCCCCAUGCUGAACCCCUUCAUCUAUAGCCUGAGGAAUAAGGAGGUAAAGGAGGCGGUUGUGAAAGCCCUGAGCAGGUCAAAGUCUCGUGGAAGGCCCUAG